CCUGCGGCCGCGGCCGCGGUCCACCCGGGGCCCCGCACUUCGGGCUCCGCGCUGAAGCAGCGCCACCAGCUCCUUCGUCCCCGGCGCUCCUUGCCCCGGGCUCUCCCGGUCCGCCCCCCAUGGCGGAGACCAAGAUCAUCUACCACAUGGACGAGGAGGAGACGCCCUACCUGGUCAAGCUGCCCGUGGCCCCCGAGCGGGUCACGCUGGCUGACUUCAAGAGCGUGCUCAGCAACCGGCCGGCUCACUGCUACAAGUUCUUCUUCAAGUCCAUGGACCAGGACUUCGGGGUGGUGAAGGAAGAGAUUUCUGACGACAACGCCAAGCUGCCCUGUUUUAAUGGAAGAGUGGUCUCCUGGCUGGUCCUGGCGGAGAAUUCCCACUCCGAUGCUGGGUCUCAGUGCACCGAAAGCCGCACGGAUCUGCCCCCGCCCAUCGAACGGACCGGCGGCAUCGGGGAUUCCCGGCCACCCUCCUUUCACCCCAAUGCUGCCAGCAGCCGGGAUGGGCUGGACAACGAGACCGGUACGGAGUCCGUGGUCAGCCACCGGCGGGACCGGCACCGGCGGCGGAACCGGGAGGGCCACGAGGAUGCCCCUCGCAUCAAUGGGCACCCCAAACUGGAGCGCCGCCGCGAGCCCGGCACCUACGACAGCGCCUCCACCGUGCUGAGCAGCGAGCUGGAGUCCAGCAGCUUCAUCGACUCGGAGGACGAAGACACCAGCAGGUUGAGCAGCUCCACUGAGCAGAGCACCUCGUCACGGCUCAUCCGGAAGCACAAGCGCCGGAGGAGAAAGCAAAGGAUGCGCCAGAUUGACCGGUCCUCCUCAUUCAGUAGCAUCACGGACUCUACCAUGUCCCUGAACAUCAUCACGGUCACGCUCAACAUGGAGAAGUACAACUUCCUGGGCAUCAGCAUCGUCGGGCAGAGCAACGACCGGGGAGACGGCGGCAUCUACAUCGGCUCCAUCAUGAAGGGGGGGGCGGUGGCCGCCGACGGCCGGAUCGAACCCGGGGACAUGCUGCUGCAGGUGAAUGAUGUCAAUUUUGAGAACAUGAGCAACGACGACGCCGUGCGAGUGCUGCGGGAGAUCGUCUCCAAGCCCGGACCCAUCAGCCUCACGGUGGCCAAGUGCUGGGACCCCACGCCCAGGAGCUACUUCACCAUCCCUCGGGCUGACCCGGUGCGGCCCAUCGACCCGGCCGCGUGGCUGUCGCACACGGCGGCGCUGACGGGAACGUUCCCCCGCUACGGUACGAGCCCCUCCAUGAGCACCAUCACAUCCACCAGCUCCUCACUAACAAGCUCUAUUCCUGAUGCAGAAAAACUCGAGGAAUCUCCCCUGACUGUGAAGAGUGACAUGGGGGCCAUCGUGAAAGUCAUGCAGCUUCCAGACUCGGGCCUUGAGAUACGGGACCGGAUGUGGCUGAAAAUCACUAUCUCAAACGCGGUCAUCGGGGCAGAUGUGGUGGACUGGCUUUACACACACGUGGAGGGCUUCAAAGACCGGCGGGAGGCCCGCAAGUACGCCAGCAGCAUGCUGAAACACGGCUACCUGAGGCACACCGUGAACAAGAUCACCUUCUCCGAGCAGUGCUAUUACGUCUUCGGUGACCUGUGCAGCAAUCUGGCGGCGCUCAAUCUCAACAACGGUUCUGGUGGAGCCUCGGACCAGGACACGCUGGCCCCGCUCCCCCACCCUGCGGCCCCGUGGCCCGUGGGGCAGGGGUACUCUUACCCCUACCCCGUGCCUCCCCCGGGCUUCCCACCCGCCUACCAGGACCCGGGCUUCAGCUACGGGAGCGGGAGCGCAGGGAGCCAGCAGAGCGAAGGAAGCAGGAGCAGCGGCUCGAACAGGAGCGCCAGCGAGAGCAGCCGGCGGGCACUGGGGCGGGAGAAGGAGCGCCGGACAGGGGCCGGGGGCAGUGGGGGCAGCAGUGAGUCGGAGCACACGGUGCGCAGUGCGACGGGCAGCGGGGGCCGGCGGGAGCGCCCACCCAGCCAGCUCAGCCGGGGCAGCAGCCCCCGGAGCCAGCUCUCUGCCGGUGCCCCCGGUCUGCCCCCACUGCACCCCCUGCCCAAGGCGGGCACCAGGGCGCUGACUACGCUCAGCGGCCCCCCCGGGGGCCCACCUGUGCGCGAGCUGGCCGCGGUGCCCCCCGAGCUCACUGGCAGCCGCCAGUCCUUCCAGAAGGCCAUGGGCAACCCCUGCGAGUUCUUCGUGGACAUCAUGUAAGGGAGAAAGUGCCUUCAGACUUCCCUUCCCCCACCCGGGGUCACGUCUUUGGAGGAGGAUUUGAAGGUUUUGGUGAAAAGGACAAUAACGGCGGAGCCCCGUCACGGAGGGGGAAGUGCCAAAUCCCCCCUUCAGCAGGCUUGCUACCUAGAUCCCCCCUCAGUGCCCAGAGGACAGCACCCAGCCCAGAAGCCGCGGCGGGUGGGCCUCGGAUUCCCAGCAGCUCCGAUUCCUCUUCCCCUUCCUGUCUCUCAGGCCGGGCCAGAGCCCCCAGCCGGCAUGCGGGAGGGACCCAGGCGCCAGCGGCCCCCAGCAGUCACGGGUACGGGGGCUCUGCCGCUUUCCUCAGGGUCUCAGUGUCUCAUCCGCCCACGUUAGCGGUAGGAGUGGAUGAGCUCCAAGGCCCUUUCUGGCUCACUCGGCUUCUCGGCCAAAGAGCGCCCUGGGUGGGUGGGACACGGGGCUCGUGUUCUGUCCCUUCCCCUGGAGCUCGCAGUGGGCCACGGGCCGUUCACUGGGCGCCAGAGUUCUGGAGGGAGGAGCUAGCUUGGCCGAAGCGAGAGGGAGCGAGCCCCGGGGUGGCCCAGGCUCCGGCCCAAGGCCUGUGGGUGACCCGGGCUUCCAGCCUGAUCAGAUCGGGGUGUUUGGGGGCGGGCUUGGGAGUUGGGAAAGGCUCAGCCCUGCGUGUCUCUAACGGCUGCCCGUGAGGGGAGCGGGGUGAUGAUGCUCCCGGCCCCUGGUCAGAGGGUGACCUGGAGAUCCAAGCUUCAGGGUGUCUCAUCCGCAAUGAGAAGUAGUCCCUCCCCGUCUAGGGAGCUCCGCCUCCCCCCGCCCUGAGCCUCUCCCCUCCGUCCCGACGCGCCUCGGCUCUCUUCUCGACCUUGUUCUCUUGUCCCCUGGGUGUCCCAGCCGAGAAGUCAGGCGGGCCGUCCCCUGCCCGGCUGCGGCACGGUCGGCAGCGAUUUGGGGGGGGGGGGCGGGGAGACAGUGGUGGGAGGAAAGUUUCGGCUCCCCCAGUUCUCCAAAUCUGAAUUUGGGAGUGAAUCAUCCCCACUCCCGCCCCCCCAGUGGUUUGGGGGAGCCCUAACAGUGCUGUCUUAUUUAUUUAUUUAUUGCACCAGGCCUUGAGGGCGGGUCCCCCUCCCCGGUAUCCCUGACAGGGCCGAGACGCACCGCGGCAGGUCCCCUCCCGUAGCUGGCCGAGUUUGCCCCGGUUCCCCCAGCCCCGGCCCGUGAGGCGGAGAGGAGAGCAGGUGGCGGCAGGGGCGGGCAGCAGGGGCAGGGUCCGCGGGCCGAGAACGGAGGGGACUCCGCAGGCUCGCCUUCCUGUUUGCUUUGUUUGCAUUAACUGAAUGAGCAUGGUUUGUUUUUCAAGGGCAACAUUACUCUAAGCAGUGAUUGGCAGAAACCACGCGAGACUGCGUAUGUACAGAAGGGGGGGCGGGGACUAAGGUGAAGAAAUAAUGCACGCCCCUCCCCCCGGGCUCUUGUCUCCGCAGUGCCCCUCCCCCCCGCCUGUUUCCAGGUGUGUCCGGCCCGGCCCCCUCACCUGGCCUCAGGUGUGCCCGGCCCACUUCCUGUCCAGUGUCUCGCUUCCACAGGAUUCGAUUCUGUAGAUAUUGUAUCAAAGCCCAAGUGUCUGUAUAGUUAAUAUAUAGCUGCAUCCGUGUAAAUGCCGCUUCCGUGUAAAUGCUAUUUUAAACACUUAAAAAAAAAAAAGCUUUUAAUUUUAUGUGA
This is a messenger RNA of Antechinus flavipes (yellow-footed antechinus), 3974 nucleotides long. RefSeq names its product dishevelled segment polarity protein 1 (gene DVL1). Gene Ontology annotation, molecular function: frizzled binding. The record is from RefSeq and is a predicted model, not a curated record. Gene Ontology annotation, biological process: canonical Wnt signaling pathway; intracellular signal transduction. The transcript is spliced from 15 exons. Bases 120 to 2237 code for a protein of 705 amino acids. NCBI's taxonomy places the organism in Eukaryota, Metazoa, Chordata, Mammalia, Dasyuromorphia, Dasyuridae. Gene Ontology annotation, cellular component: cytosol.